Polypterus senegalus (gray bichir) is the source of this 1780-nucleotide messenger RNA. Its product is annotated as antimicrobial peptide NK-lysin-like. The record is from RefSeq and is a predicted model, not a curated record. NCBI's taxonomy places the organism in Eukaryota, Metazoa, Chordata, Cladistia, Polypteriformes, Polypteridae. The transcript has 5 exons. Bases 1280 to 1663 code for a protein of 127 amino acids. Gene Ontology annotation, biological process: antimicrobial humoral immune response mediated by antimicrobial peptide; killing of cells of another organism; defense response to bacterium. Gene Ontology annotation, cellular component: cytolytic granule.
CAGUGACCUCAUGACUCCCUAUGCUUUCCCAAUCCAUCUACUGACUGCAUGAAUGUUUCUGCUGAAGUGAAGUAAACCUCUCAAGAAGCAUUAGAAUGAUCCAGCAUACAAAAAGAAGAAACAUAACAAUAGAGACAGCAGAAAGGAGAAUCCUAAACAUAUGAGCUCAACAAACAGAAGCGCAAUUAGCUACAGUGUCAACCACAAAUAAGUCUGUCUAUGAGCAUUAAUCCCAGCUGCAACCAAAUAUGACACUUUGGGGAAGAAAUGCAACUGUGUGGUGAGGCCAAUAUAAGGAGUUUAACCAGGGCGGCAGUGAGAUUAGGCCUAACAGAAUGGAGUCAUCUGACAAAUAAUAUUUGAGCAGACAAAGCCACUUUCAAGAAAAAAUGAAAUCACGUUGAGCCAAUGAAAAGAGAUGGAAUCAGGUGGCAGCGUCAAGAAAAUAUGUGAACAAAUAGAAGAGUGUAAUGAAAAUGGUGCCUUAUGUGAACGUUUUGCAGAAGACAUAAAUUCAAGCAGACGUUUGAACAUAUUUGAAGACUGGGCUGCAUCAUGAAGAAAAAGACAUGCUGCAUCCAUAAGGUGACAUCUAUUAAACAUCUGACCAAAAUGAAAAGGGUGUCACAAUAAACUACUACAAAAUGGGUGAGAGAGAGAGAAAGGGGAGACCAACUACAAGCACCUGAAAGAAGGCAUUUAAACAUGUGGGUUACAGCCAUGGACAGAUGAUGUUAAUAGAUUUACUGUAUAUCAUCUGCUGGUCAGUCACACCUAUUAUCUGUUUCUUUGUGUAAACUGCUGUGCACUUUGCAGCUAUUUCAUGUAACACUGAGCUCCAAGUCCUUUAUUUGCUUCCUUCAAUACACAUUAUGUCUACUAAAGUGUGAAAAUAAACCUGAACAAGCCUCUAUGGGGUCUGAGGUCUUCUCCAUUCUGUUCAUCCACCCACCCAUUUUCUUUUUUCCAUUAGUCUGGGCAAAUUUGAACUUAAAGGAAACAUUUUAUUCUCGUUGUUUAGCUUUGAUGCUCUGAUGCCUUCAUGCAUUGUCAUUCUAAUUGAGCACAGCGUGUGAAUACCUUGUUGAAUAUCUGAACUGUGACGGCCAUGGUACGUCUGAUAAGCAUGUGGUUUCUGUGGUUAAAGUUAUUUCUGUCUCUGAUAUUCCAUGCCUUUGGCAUAUCAGAUUUGAGGUAUUUGUGGUUUAUUUUCUAUCAUAUAAGAGCUGAAGCUUCUGCAUCUCAAGUGUAAUGAACUCAAGCACUGAUAAUAACGACAAUGAUUCGCUUUGCACUGUUUGUUCUUCUUAUGAUGCCCACAGUGACUCUUGAGAAGCUGGCCAAUGAAACAAAGGGUUAUGAAAAUGGACCUUUAGAAGAGAUGAUGGACAAGAAUGCUGAUGUGGACAUCUCCUUAUGCAAGAAGUGCAAAGAAAUAGUGAUGAAACUUCAAAAGACUGUGCAACCAGGAGAACGCAGGGAUCAGCUUAUUCAAGACAUACACAAAGUGUGUGACAAAAUGUCGUUUGUCAAAUCUGUGUGCAAAUCUCUGAUCAAAAAGUCCCUGGACUACAUAGUCAAAGCAUUGAAUGGUGAAAAUGCUCCUCAAACUAUCUGCCAGAAACUAAAGUUCUGCAAGAAAGAGGCCUGGGAUGAUUAUUAAGAAGGAGGUGUAACUGCUCAGGUCCACAUAUAUUUGUCAGAAGUCACCAGAAGUACGUGCUUAUGUAUACAAAACUUCUACGAUUGAGUCGUGUAUAAUAAAGUUUAUUUCAAUGCC